AUGGAGGCCGGUGAUCGAAAAGUUUCAACUGGAACUUUGAACAGGUUGAUACUGGUGGCACAAGCGUUAGAGUCAGAAGUGGAAACCCGACGGAACGAUGACAUCAGUGCUAUCAAAAUCACGUUUUCAAUAAGGGUGGCAAACACAAUUCUUCUCCUCCUAAUAAACGUUUUGAUAUUCUCGGGUUUUGGAAAGUACCAAGUACAAAAAGAUGGACGUUACCAGGACUUGAUGCUUACUGCCGAUAAAUGGACAUACGAUUCCUCAAACGAUGAGCUCCCAGAAACAUUUGUGUACCUACGCCUAAGCGGGCAAUACUUAUCAGCAUGCAUCACGGUGUUCUUGCUCUUUUCAACAAUUUUCCUUCAACUCCUUCAUUUGUGCGGAAUUUCCAUCUCCAGAAUCACGAACAUGUGCUACUCCUUCGGCGCCGUCCCUUUUACAUUAUUCGUGUUUGGUCUGGAAAUGCACUACUCUACGUGUCCCUGGCUCGACGAGUACUUCAUAUCUUACAGUAUGUCUGACAUGAGCUCCCAAUGUGCAAUCAACGGAUGGGCUCUUGCUGGAAUUUUCUCACUUCUCUCGUGCGGACUAUUCGUUUCGGAAGGAAUUAUCACUGCUUUUUUUGGAAACUCACACGCGGCGGAGAACAAGGAGACAAUAGUCUGA
Molecule: messenger RNA, 669 nt
Organism: Caenorhabditis remanei
Lineage: Eukaryota; Metazoa; Nematoda; Chromadorea; Rhabditida; Rhabditidae
Exons: 6
Coding region: 1-669 (222 amino acids)
Source: RefSeq, a predicted model, not a curated record